CAGAGAAUAUGCUGUACCUUUAUUGAGCAGACUCAGGCUUGCAACGAAACUCUCAACCUUCCAUCCACAAAAUGUUGAAACACCUGCUCUCACGAAGUGAAAUACUUACCGAAUGAUAACGUAAGGACAACUUGGACUAGAAACUCACACCAUUUUUUUAAAUGGAUACGCCUCACUAUUAUUUACCACGGAUAUUAGAUUAGCAAUUUUAACAACGAAUGUGUCAUAAACCUUUUGCAGUGCAGAAUAGACUAAAACUUUAAUAACGAUGAACAAACGUGAGUAGUUUGCAACAGUGUUUAUACGGGCAAACAAAUGCAAAUAAGUAAAUAAGGAACAACUUCCAUUUUCAUAGCACAACGUAAUCAGUAAAUGUGGGAACCAGACAAGCACAAUCAUCACAGUAAAACAUAAGUAAAGAAUACGCACGCGCAAUGCUUUUACUUCCCCAACAUGGCUUUAAUUUGCCCACGCUCAUGCGCAUUGAUUCCAUUUUUCACAAAUGGUAUACAAUGGCUGCCGUAGGUUUGGUAUCAGUAGAAAACAGUGUCGGGCCCGGUUAUGGACUUAGUACUGGACAUGGUUCAGGGCCAGGACCAGGCCACGGACCUGGUGCUUGGAACCGGUCAUUGGAUAGGGCUCUGGAGGAGGGUGCGAUUACGGGCUGUCUAAAUCUGAGUGGCAGGAAGUUGAAGGAGUUCCCCAGGAGCGCUGCCAACCACGAUUUGACUGACACUAUUCAGGCCGAUUUAUCUCGAAAUAGACUGAGUGAUAUAUCAGCUGAAAUCUGUCAGUUUGUCUCCCUUGAAAGCCUUAACUUAUAUCAGAACUGUAUACGAUUUAUCCCAGAGGCGGUCCUUAAUCUACAAACAUUAACUUGUUUAAAUGUCAGUCGAAACCAGCUAUCAACGUUGCCUGCAUAUGUUUGCAGUUUGCCUUUGAAAGUUUUGAUUGUCAGCAAUAACAAGCUAUUGUCUCUGCCUGAGGAAAUUGGACAGCUCAGACACUUGACAGAACUUGAUGUAAGCUGCAAUGAAAUUCAAACAUUACCACCACAGAUUGGCAACCUGGAGUCUUUACGAGAUUUGAAUAUUAGGCGAAAUCAUUUACUACGGUUACCUGAAGAGCUUGCAGAAUUGCCUUUGGUUCGGUUAGACUUUUCGUGCAAUAAAAUCACAUCCAUCCCAGUUUGUUACAGAAACCUCCGAUAUUUACAAGCAAUUAUUCUGGACAAUAACCCAUUGCAGUCACCUCCAGCACAGAUAUGUAUAAAGGGAAAAGUGCACAUAUUCAAAUAUCUUAAAAUUCAUUCUUGCAAGAUUACACCAGAUCCUCAAUACUUUGAAAAGAGGCCUGAUAACAGUGUAUCCUGCCAAGACGAGUUGUAUCCUAGACGGUCAUAUGGAGGACUGGACUCUGGUUUUAAUAGUGUUGACAGUGGAGACAAGCGGUGGUCAGGAAAUGAGCCUACAGAAGAUUUAGCAGAUCUGCCUUUAAGAGUUGCUGAAAUAAAGGAACAAAGACUUCGAAGAGAGUGUCAGUACCAUGAAAACAGAGGAACUGCAGUACUUAUCAAUGGGGGAGUGGAAAAUGACUUGGAUCAAAUUGACUAUAUCGAUAGCUGUACUAUGGAAGAAGAGGAAGAGGAUGUGAAAACAUCAAAGCAAGGUGCUCAAGAGAGUCUUAGCUUUCAGUUUAUGGCAUAUAUUGGACGACGAAUGACACAUGAGCCUGCAUCAGGAAAUGAACUUCAGAGAAUAGAAGAUUCAAGGAGAUACAUACAUCUAAACAAAGAAACCGAGGAACUUCGAAGACCAGAAACACUUGACUUGUGGCAUGACAGACUUAGGCAGCAGGCAUUAAGAAGUCAAACAGCUGACUCAGAAAGGUUUUUAGCUGACGGAGCGCCAGGUGAUCAUCUUGCACAAGAUCAUUAUCAGAUGUUGCCUGCUGGCAGUAGCUCUUAUCUGGACUGGCAGCGGAGAAGGGAACAAAUGGUGGAACGUACUAGGAGAGAAGCACAGCUUGCCGCCUUGCAGUAUGAAGAGGAGAGAAUGAGGACUAAACAGAUUCAGAGAGAAGCUGUGCUUGGUUUUGUAAAAUUAAAGAAUUCCCAGAGUCCCCAUAAACAGAUUCCCAUGGACAGUGAGUACCCCUUCCCAUCCAGAAGGUGUCAGCACACUGACGAUAGUGCCUUGUUAGUGAAUGAAGAUCGAUACUCGUUUUCAGUGAACUCCCCUACUAACCAGACAGCCUCUCCUUCCAGCAGAAGUAGGUCCCAUCUUGCAGAGAGUUUCCUUAACCGUGCUGCCCUAAGGGACGAAAUGAAACAAGUUGGUACGUCCUCUUCUCCAGCAGCUUUAACAUGCAACUCAGGAGAUGUGCAAUCCAGGCAAAAUACCAGUGUGUGUGAUGGAGAGGAAGAGCUAAUAGAACAGCUACGAAAGAACAUUGAAUCACGAUUGAAGGUGUCUCUUCCCAAUGAACUUGGGCCAGCCCUAACAGAUGGUGUGGUUCUCUGUCAUUUAGCCAAUCAUGUACGACCGCGGUCAGUACCUAGCAUUCACGUCCCAUCACCAGCAGUGCCUAAGCUGACAAUGGCAAAAUGUAGAAGAAAUGUGGAAAACUUUUUGGAAGCCUGUAGGAAAAUUGGCGUACCACAGGACAUUGUGUGUUCCUCCACUGAUGUUCUCCAGCUGAACCUUCUCACUGUUAACAAGACUGUUGAAGAUCUGCUUGAGUUGGGGGCAGUUUCAGGAAAGCCAGCUCUUGCUUUCUUUUCUUUGCAGCUUGCAGGCUUUGCUGUAUUUUACUGUACUGUAAUGAUUGCCUUAUAUAAGCUGUACUCCUGCAAUUCUGUCUUCUAACCAAAGAUUUGAAACAUUGUGCACUAUAAAUUCUACUCAUUUGUGUUGAACAGGACACUGCAAUGGACCAAAUGGAUAAAUUUUGUACCUUUUUCUUCUCUUCAUCUGAAGAGGAUUUCAGUGCUGAAUUAUGUUACAUAUUAUGGUGGAAUGGUAAUUAAAAGAAGUUUUACUAAAGUUGCA
Protopterus annectens (West African lungfish) is the source of this 3050-nucleotide messenger RNA. It is a transcript of the gene LRCH3, whose product is annotated as leucine rich repeats and calponin homology domain containing 3. The record is from RefSeq and is a predicted model, not a curated record. NCBI's taxonomy places the organism in Eukaryota, Metazoa, Chordata, Ceratodontiformes, Protopteridae. Gene Ontology annotation, molecular function: protein binding. The transcript is spliced from 21 exons. Bases 435 to 2867 code for a protein of 810 amino acids.